This is a messenger RNA of Penicillium daleae, 1587 nucleotides long. RefSeq lists its product as uncharacterized. The coding region runs from base 1 to 1587 and encodes 528 amino acids. NCBI's taxonomy places the organism in Eukaryota, Fungi, Ascomycota, Eurotiomycetes, Eurotiales, Aspergillaceae. Gene Ontology annotation, biological process: transmembrane transport; carbohydrate transport. The transcript is spliced from 2 exons. Gene Ontology annotation, molecular function: carbohydrate:proton symporter activity. Gene Ontology annotation, cellular component: membrane. The record is from RefSeq and is a predicted model, not a curated record.
AUGGACGUAUCAGAGCCUUCAAGGACAGAUCAAGACAGGGUCCAGGCUCUCGAAAGCACUCCUGUCGACGACCACACACAUUCUUCGACCGAAAACGCCCCCUUGUUCCAAGAAAUUCGCCGAUACCCCAAGAUCGUGGCCUACUCCUUCGGUCUUGCCCUUGCAUUCCUCCUAACGGGGUAUGACACCGUUAUUCUCGGAACCAUCACGGCCGUCCCGUACUUCAAACGUGAAUUCGGAGAGCUAUACCACGGCGCCUAUAUCAUCCCUUCAGCAUGGCUAUCCGUAUGGAGUGCAAUGGCGCCCAUUGGCUCCAUGGUCGGCGCAGCAGCAGCAGGCUGGAUGCAAGAUCGUCUGGGUCGUCGAUGGUCGCUGGCUUGGAGCUGUGUCAUUUGUGCAGUGGGCAUUGCCAUUGCAUUCUGCUCGAAUCUGCCGACCGCAAUGAACUCCCGUCGGGGUGCGUUUCUUGUUGGAAGAUUCAUUCAGGGAUGGGGUGUUGGAGGCGCUAUGGCUGGAGCGCAGACGUACCUCUCGGAGACGGUCCCAACGAGUCUGCGUGGCUCUGCCAUGGCACUUUCGCCAACUUUUAUGUUGUUGGGAGAGCUCAUCGGAGCUGCUGUUAUUUUUGCUUGCGAAAAAAAGAAGUCUGCCGCUGCGUAUCUCUUGCCGUUUGGUACACAGUGGAUUUUCACUGUCCUACCUUUCGUGCUCGCGAUUAUUCUUCCCGAGAGUCCAUCUUAUUUGAUCCGGAAGGGGGAGUAUGAGAAAGCCCAUAACUCCAUGAAAUCUUUGCACGGCUCGCAUGUUGAUGUGACGCCUCUUCUUGCUCAGAUGCGUGUCUCAAUUGUCCAUGAGCAGCAACUGUCCCGUGAGCUGUCAUAUCUCGACUGCUUCAAGGGAAUUAAUCGUCGCAGAACGGCAAUCGUGUCCUUUGCACUUGUGAUUCCGAGUCUCUUUGGUGUGCCCCUUCUAGCCAGCGCCAGCUACUUUAUGCAGGUAGUUGGAAUGUCUUCGAGUACUAGUAUCAUUGUCCUUAUCUUGGGUAUUGUGCUAGGUCUCUUAGCGAAUGGGGUCGGUGUCUGGCUUAUGAGUCGUUUUGGAAGACGACGCCUAAUGCUUAUCACGCUGGGAGUCACAACUGCCUUGUGGACAAGUAUGGGAGUUGCUGGAUGUUGGUCAGGUAACAUCGUUAUCUGGUAUACCGCAGCUUGUAUGAUGGCAGUAGUCGUGGUUUGUGGAAUGGGAGCCUGGCCAGCCUCUUUCGCAGUGGCUGGUGAAGCAUCGAAUUUGCGUCUCCGUGCUAAGACUCAAGGUAUCGGUGUCUUAUGCUACAUGCUUUCGAACGUUGUCUUCAACCUUGUGCUGCCUUAUAUCUACAACACGGACGCAGGAGACCUCAAGGGAAAGACUGGAUUUGUCUAUGGUGGACUGUGUCUGCUGGCCUUUGCAGUGACGUGGUUGGCUGUUCCUGACAUGAAGGGCCGGACCGCUUUGGAGAUUGAUACGAUGUUUGAGAGCAAUCUGCCUUGUCGCAAGUUCAAGAAUUGGUCUCCUGAUAUUACCGACCUCAAAGAGGGCGCUGUAUAA